AUUGUUUACAACGGUGUGCAUGUGACAAGCGAGGUGAAGUUCAUAAUUAAUUACAUUUCGCAGGAAUAAAUUGCCGCUAAGGUAAAUCAGAACUGAAGAUAAAUAUCAACGAUGAAGAUAAUUAAAGUAUGGAAAUGAAGUAGCCUAAUGUAAGCACAAGACAGUGUCCACAGUCUAACAAUGCCAGUUAAACUAAGGCUGAACAGUGCCCCUGUGGGUGUGAGCCCCUUCCACAGUGCCCCAUCCACCCCCUUCCACAGCCUGGAUGAGACUUCCUGUGGUCCUCUGUGCCAGCAUCCUAUGUGUUGGGCCUCGCAGCGGAGGCUGGAGCGUGGACUCCCCAGGGCUGCAGAGAAGAGGAAAGCCAAGUCAGACAGUGGAGAGGAGGAGAAGGAGGAAGAGGAAGGAGGUCUCCCCACAUUGAAGGUGCGUAACAUCCUAGAUGAGUAUGGGGAUGAUUCUGCGGAGAAGUUUCCUUUCUCUUGGCAAGUCAAGGAACCACAGAGCCGAUCUACAAUGCUGCCUUCACUCAUGAAUAGAGAAAAAAGUUUUCCACAGACUAAAGUUCCGCAAGCAACACCAGCCAGCAGCCAGAGGUCACCAAGCAGACGUGUGCUGCCCCCUAGAGUCAAUCAUGUUGAGGUUCAGGAGAUGUUUGAACCCACUGACCUGUCGGCAGAGUGGCAAGAGACUUUUUUACCAAGACAGCAUUAUGUGUGGGUACCCAACCCCAGCAGUAAAAAGGAGACAAAGAAAAAGCAUCUGGAUCCAAAGGAAGAAGUUCAGAUAAAGGAUCUGAAUAAAGGUCCAGUGCCCCUGUCUGCCAGAGAUGUUACUGAAGACCUACUGCCAAGAGAGAUUGAACUAUUACGAGAGGCCGAGGCAGCAUUGGCAGAGUUUUGGCCAGUUUUGAAGAGAAAAGUGCAGAUGUCUCCUCGAAGCACUAAGUCACCAACUGGAGGUCAGCCAUAUAAACAGCACCUGAUGUCAGGGAUGAAAAAGAAAGGAGAUAUGGAAAUGUUGUUAGAGUUACUGCACCUUCCAACAAAAGUGCUUGAGAAAAUCUUGGAGGAUAAUGAAGACACAAAAAGUCUUUUGUCCAAGGAGAAGAUCAGGGAUCUCUUGCUCACUUUAGUCCCUAGCCUCCCUAAGGACAAGGUGUCCCUCACCCUGGCCAACAGCGAUGUACUACAGCAGAAGAAGUUGAACCUGCGUGACAUCAGGGAGAAGAACAUGAAAAACCCAGAUUUGUUAACAACUAAGCAGGUCUACCUACUGGAUGACUAUGCAGUUCUGGAGAAGAUGAGCUCUGUCAACAACCCAGAGAGUGAGGCUGAUGAAGACCGUAUUGCUAGAAUGUCUGAUUUUGGGUCAGUCCGCGAGAUUCCGUCUGCCAGAGCCGAGUCGCCAAAAUAUAUCAGAAAGCCCUUGCCUUCUGCAACAGGGUCUAAGAGUACCCGCACCCACAAAACUAAGCUUCCAUCAAUCUCCCUGGGUCUACCAGAGCUUCCUAAGGGAACCAUAAAGCCCUUCAUGUACAGCAGGCAAAACUUUGACUUCACACUUGGUCCUCUGCCCACUCCACCUCCCUCAGAGAGCAGUAGUGUUGCAGAGUCCAGAGCACCACCAUCAGAGGGCAGCACCAUCCACGUCACCAUGCCCAGUGUAGACUCUGUCAUGGACAGCUCCCUGGAGGCAGAGGGCAGCUCUAGUCGUGAGGAGUCUGUUACUCCAACAGCCAUGCAACUGCAACAAGAACUUCUGUCAUGUUACAAUAGUUUGGUUCCUCAGUCGGCUCCUUACCCUAAGACACCCCCAACCACGCGCAUGACACUUCGUGCCCAAGUGAGUGGGACCCCACCAGACACCACGACAUCAUCAGAGGAACCAGAGUGGGGUGCAGCUCAAGACAAGGCCACUGCAUCUGCAGAGAGACAAAGAGCUGGAAAAUCAAAUGAACCAGAGCCCCCAGAACAGGGCAAAGAGAGUCCCAUUCCUCCAGGCAGUGCCUCACUAAAAGCAGGGCGCAUGAGCAAACGCAGUGUGAGAUUUGCACCAGAGGUGCCAAGUGCCUCCCGCGAGGGAUCAGCCAAGACACAAUCUACAGUGACUUCAUCUAGAAGGCCUGGUGGACAAUGGGGAAAUAAGUCUCCUAUUUCCAUCACAAUCCCACACCUGCCUAUGGACUAUGGGGAGAGUUCCCUGAACACGUUAAUGGUGACAGGUGCUAGAUCUAUACAGACUGAUAUCUCCAGUGUGCACAGGACUGGUACUCCAGAUUAUAGUGAGGGUCAGUCACCUCCACCAUCCCCUGAACCUUGGCCUCAGGUUAAUGAGGAGGACUAUGAGGGAUCCCCUACGCCACCCCCACCACCUUCCAGCUCAAAGCCUUCAUCCAGUGCAAACACAGAUUCACGAUAUGUGAAUAUUGACAGCAAAUCGGAGAAGUCAAGUUUGUCUUCAAUGAUGAAGCCGCCAGAACAUUUGGUUGACAAAGAUAAAAUGAUGGAGGACUCUCCCGCUCCACCCCCACCGUCUCCUGAAGCUGUUGAUCGUGGAUCAGUAUCACCAAAAACCACCAUUAUGAGGAACAUGUCAGGAAGUUCAGGAAAGGAUGCUCUUUCCAUGACUCCACUUCCUGAAGAAAUGUCUGAUGAUGAAAUGACAAUCUCAGCUAUGCCACCUAGUCAUUUUACGUACGAUCGUGAGACUACGCCCAUACCUUCACCACCGCCCACAGCACCAGGAGAGAAAGAUGGUGAGAUGGCACCACCUGCAGAGGAGAAAAAUGAUACAAUAGCCAAGUCAUCUCCACUUCCUUCCAAGUCACAGACAUCAGAUCCAGAACCACCAGUAGUGCCACACAUGUCACCACAGCCUGAAGAACAGGAGUCAUCACCAGCUGGAACCACUGGAGCCAAUCACACCACUACCUUCCAAACUGUGGACAUUCCAGGGGGUGAGAUCAACCCCACAGCAAAAGAGGAAAGAAACAGUGGUGAGGAGUUUGAAACUGGCAUUGAUGAGAAUCUCAUGGAAAGGUUGGCUGAGCUUGAUAUCAAUCAGUAUGGAGAUGAUGGUGAAGAAUUUAAAGAUGAACUGAUGGAUGAAUUAUCGAAGUUAUCAUAGUAUGUGUAAACUCUAUAGUAAACUCAUAAAGAUAACAAAGUAUAGGGAAGGCAAAGACAUACUGAUACAGCCCAUAUGUUUAACACAUUUUGUAUUCGCAGUGGUUAUUAUUUAGUCCUCAUGAAAUGUGGUAGAACCUUCAUUGCCUACAGUUCUUAAUCAAAAUAUAUGUAGUACACCAUUAACAGACAGAUGUACUGGACUAGUGUAAUCCUGGUUAAGUGCUUUGUAUUUGCUCAAAAUUUGAUGACAAUCUGUGUAUUUUUACUGCAUUUAUCCCUAAUGCAUAGUCAGCAUCAACUUUUGUAUGUCAGUAUAUUUUAUUAUGUUUAGAUAUUACAUGUUUUUCAUUAUAGUACAUUUUUAUAUCAACAUUGCCUGCAAUUUCAAAAUAACAGUGCAUCUUGAUAUUAUAUUUGUUGUAUGUACUUGUCCAUAAAUCAAGUUACAACCAUUUCAUCAUCCCACCAG
Lingula anatina is the source of this 3600-nucleotide messenger RNA. RefSeq lists its product as uncharacterized. Lineage: Eukaryota; Metazoa; Brachiopoda; Lingulata; Lingulida; Lingulidae. The record is from RefSeq and is a predicted model, not a curated record.